Messenger RNA from Prunus armeniaca (apricot), 192 nucleotides. The record is from the annotation of a GenBank genome assembly. Lineage: Eukaryota; Viridiplantae; Streptophyta; Magnoliopsida; Rosales; Rosaceae.
AUGAAGGGAGAUAGGUCCCGAAAUCCUUGGAUGUGCUUGGUUUUCAGGUAUGCGGAAUGGCCUCAGCCCAAUCCUUCCCUUCAUGCAUUGAUGGUAAAUAGAGACUACAAGUUUAUGCUUGUUAAGCCAUGGCCUUCCAAGCGAAGCAUAGUAAGCCACAUUCACAUCUACCAUGUAAAACUUGGUAAGUGA